Molecule: messenger RNA, 366 nt
Organism: Entrophospora candida
Lineage: Eukaryota; Fungi; Glomeromycota; Glomeromycetes; Entrophosporales; Entrophosporaceae
Source: the annotation of a GenBank genome assembly
AUGAGCAAAAUACAAAAGGCAACCAUAAAAAACCCCAAAAAAUGCAAGAAAUACGACGGCAUUAUGUCAUUGACUAAUUCGAUUGAAUUUAUAUAUAUUGAGACAGCUACUACCACCGAUGCAAGCAAACAGAUAAAAGAUUUAUCUAAAUUAUACAAGGCAAUUUCAAUUAUGUUUAGGCAACUGGUAAAGUCUCUCCCUCCUCCAAUGCGGACCAAAGUUAAAGAUAUACCACUUUUAGCUAUUCAGUUUUGUGGACCAAUGGUCGAAGCAUUUUUAGCAACCUGGAUUGAAGGGGUGAGACCGGUAAUUUUUUCAAUUGCAAAAUUUGAAAUUCCAGAACAAGUGGAAGCUUUGCCAAGACUC